AUGUACGCCUUCGAUCUCCGGCAACGGCGCCAAAAACUUGUUGCCUUGCUAACCGUUAUGCAAGAGAUUUCUCUUUCAGGGGGAAGGUACCAGAACUGUUUGAGGGAGAUCCGCAACCAUGCUUCUGAUGUUGAGGAUAAGAAAAAGGGUAUUAAGAUUAGCAAGGAGGAUUGGGGCAAAUUGCAUUUACACAUUGCUUCAUACAACAACUUUCCUACUGCAGCUGGACUAGCAUCUUCUACUGCAGGCUUUGCCUGUCUUGAUUUCAUGGUGAAGAGGAAACAACCUUAUUUAGAAUUUCAUGAGAUGAGAAAUUCGCUCAGCGGCUCUGAG
Molecule: messenger RNA, 333 nt
Organism: Gastrolobium bilobum
Lineage: Eukaryota; Viridiplantae; Streptophyta; Magnoliopsida; Fabales; Fabaceae
Product: diphosphomevalonate decarboxylase MVD1, peroxisomal-like
Exons: 3
Biological process (GO): isopentenyl diphosphate biosynthetic process, mevalonate pathway
Cellular component (GO): cytosol
Molecular function (GO): diphosphomevalonate decarboxylase activity
Source: RefSeq, a predicted model, not a curated record